AUGUAUCUGUAUCACCUCAGUUACCUUGCGCUUCAAGCUCUCGCGCACCCAGGGCAAACUACUUGUGGAACUCACGUCGCUCACAACUAUACCCACCAUAUCGUUCUCAACACGAUUAACGAGAAUGACUCCUCUGCGUCCUUCCACGAAGCAUCAAAGACAACGGAACCCCCGGUCUCGUAUGCCACGGAGACGCUGGCGGACGACAUUGGAAGUAUGCCGUUUUGGAUGUGGUUCGGUGGCCCAGAACCACCUGAUUGGUGUGGAUCUCAACUGUCGCCAUACACAAUAGCAUUUCAACCACGCGAUUUCCGUAAACUUGAGGAACGACUCGGCGACAAGAUGGAGACGUUUCAGGAACCAGGAAUUAUCAUGAGAGGGCUCUUCCGCAUUUUGCUCGACCCCGGCGUUUUCCCUUCUCCGCCAUCUUCUAUGACGGUCAGCGGAAGGCUUCCAGCAGAGGAUUAUGCAAAGACGGAAUCUUCUUACACGAACAUGGUGAGGACCUACGCGAUGACGAAACGCAACAUUAUGGCUACACACAUCACCGCAGUCUGUAAUAUCCUGAAGAGAGACAGCGCCCAAGGCGUCGUGAAGAACUUCGAGGCAGACACGCUCAGGACCAUGAGUUAUGUUGGUGCUUUUGAUGAAGAUACACUGGUGGCGAUUUCAAGUUUGCCUGGGGUGGCCAAGAUUGCCUAUGUGCGUGCGGAUGGGAAGCGACGAUAG
Molecule: messenger RNA, 729 nt
Organism: Colletotrichum gloeosporioides
Lineage: Eukaryota; Fungi; Ascomycota; Sordariomycetes; Glomerellales; Glomerellaceae
Exons: 1
Coding region: 1-729 (242 amino acids)
Source: RefSeq, a predicted model, not a curated record